Molecule: messenger RNA, 1335 nt
Organism: Didymodactylos carnosus
Lineage: Eukaryota; Metazoa; Rotifera; Eurotatoria; Philodinida; Philodinidae
Source: the annotation of a GenBank genome assembly
AUGAAUAACGAUGACCGUUCUACGGGUGUAAAAAUUGAACAAGAUUUAUCAGAUAGAAAACUAAUUCGGAUUCUCUAUGUUCCACCCUACUAUGAAUGUCAUGUUGAUUUAGCUAUAAAUCGUUUAGUUUUAAGUAAUUCAUCGAUCGAAUAUCGAAUAUUUACAAUUGAUGAAAAAUAUCUCAUCUACGAUGAAUAUGGUCUAUUAAAUUUGAAUCAAAUAUUGAUCAUGUGUCGAGAAUUAAUCAAUGAGCAUAAAAUUCAAUGUGUUCUUUGCGAUAAACAAUUAGGUCAACUAAUUGUAUCUAAAUUAAUCAAUGAAUAUCCCCAAUUAAUUGGUAUGAGUUUUCAAUUAACAUUAAAAUGUUUAAAUAAAUAUUUAAUGAUAAACUUAAUUGAAAAUAUCGAUGAAUGUGUACCAACAUUAUUUGUUGAUUCAACUAUUGAUCGGUCAAUCAAUUUUUGUACUAUAAAAAACUUUUUAAUUAUAAAAAACGUUGGUUUUGUUAAACCAUUAUUUAGUUUAGAUAAACUGUCUAGUUUUAAAUUUCAUUCAUGGGAAACAUAUGAAAAUAUGAUCAAUAAAUAUGAACUAUUUUAUCAACGACACUAUCAACGAGAUACACUGUCAUUAUUUCGAACAUACAUCUCACCAAAACAAUAUCCACAUUUAUUUAAACCUGGUUAUAUCAUUCAACCUUAUUAUGAUCUAUUAACCUAUCCAUAUUGGCGUCAUAUUAUUGCUAGUGCAUGUGUAUUUGAUAACGAUGUUAUCAUGUGGCCAUUGACAGAUGGUUCAUGCGGUUGGCCAUUUUUAGCUGAAAAACCGUUGGGUAUUCUUUCCAUUCUUGUAUGUCCGAGUCAACAAAUAUCCUUAAAACAACAAGAAUUAAUUUAUGUCAAAUUUCGUCAACAUAUUCAAAAAUUACAUCAGUUUCAUUAUGGAUGGAUACAAGCCGAAUAUUUUAUUUCAUGUGAUGAUACUAUUCAUUUAAUAUCAAUACAACCAAAUUAUUCCGUUUAUCUAUGUCAAGCAUACAAUUAUGUUUGUCAAUUUGGUGAUCCAAUUACAUGUAUCGUAAAUUUAUCGUUGAAAAAACGUCCCAAACUACCAAUAUUAAAUGGAAAAAUUGUUUACAUAAAUCGUUUAUGGACAAAUGCUUGUGGACAAUACACAAAAGAUUUAAUUAAUUUUCAUGAAUAUAAACGUUUAAAACGGCUAGGAUUACAAGAAUCGAAAUACAUUUUAUUAAGAUUAAAAGAAAAUGAUCAAAUAUCAAAUGAAAGUGACGAGAUGAAUGAUAGUGAUGGUAUGAUGGAAUUAGGUCUCAUUCAA